CACAGCUGCCCCACAGUGUAUUUAAUGUGAGAGACAGGAGAGGCACAUUAACCCACACAGGCAACCGUACCGUUCAACUGAGAUGACCUUUGGGUCCCUCAUUAUCUGGAAUCAUGAUGAAAUUGAUCAGUGUUGCCAUUGUUGCAGGACUGUUUUUUGAAAGCAACCAGCAGUCCAAUGGUGUGCCUUAUGCAGUGGGACCGACUUACAGUACACAAUGCUGGACAGACUGGUUCGACAGAGACAACCCCUCUGGAAAUGGAGACUGGGAAAACCUCUCCAAUCUUCGCAAAGAGAACCCAGGGAAGAUCUGCGCUAAACCACUGGGUAUUGAAGCCAGAACUCUACUUGGACUCAGUCCAGCUGCAGCAGGGGAGAUUAUUUACAAGAGUGACACAACUUCAGGAUUCAUCUGCAGAAACAAGGACCAGUGCAAGAAGAAAGGGUGUAGUGACUAUCGUGUUCGUUUCAGCUGCCCCAUCUCUUUCUGUAAUGGAGAAGAUCCUCGUCCAAAAUGCUGGACAGACUGGUUUGACAGAGACAACCCCUCUGGAAAUGGAGACUGGGAAAACCUCUCCAAUCUUCUCACAGAGAACCCAGGGAAGAUCUGCUCUAAACCACUGGCUAUUCAGGCCAGAACUCUAUCUGGACUCAGUGCAGCUGAAGUAGGGGAUGUGAUUCAUAAGAGUGACACAGCUUCAGGAUUCAUCUGCAGAAAUGAGGACCAAUCCAAAAACACGAUGUGCAAUGACUACCGUGUUCGUUUCCGCUGCCCGUCUUCGUUCUGUGAUGGAGGAGGCCCUGGUCCAAGAUGCUGGACAGACUGGUUUGACAGAGACAACCCCUCUGGAAAUGGAGACAGGGAAAGCCUCUCAAAACUUCGCAAAGAGAACCCAGGGAAGAUCUGCCCUAAACCACUGGCUAUUCAGGCCAGAACUCUAUCUGGACUCAGUGUAGAGGAAGCAGGGGAUGUGAUUCAUAAGAGUGACACAACUUCAGGAUUCAUCUGCAGAAACCAGGACCAAUCCAAGAAAAAGAAGUGUAAUGAUUAUCGUGUUCGCUUCAGAUGUCCUUCGUCUUUCUGUGAUGAUGGAGGCCCUGGUCCAAGAUGCUGGACAGACUGGUUUGACAGAGACAACCCCUCUGGAAAUCAAGACAGGGAAAGCCUCUCAGAACUUCGCAAAGAGAACCCAGGGAAGAUCUGCGCUAAACCACUGGCUAUUCAGGCCAGAACUCUAUCUGGACUCAGUGUAGAGGAAGCAGGGGAUGUGAUUCAUAAGAGUGACACAACUUCAGGAUUCAUCUGCAGAAACAAGGACCAGUCUAAGAAUAAGAAGUGUAAUGAUUAUCGUGUUCGCUUCAGAUGUCCUUCGUCUUUCUGUGAUGAUGGAGGCCCUGGUCCAAGAUGCUGGACAGACUGGUUUGACAGAGACAACCCCUCUGGAAAUCAAGACAGGGAAAGCCUCUCAGAACUUCGCAAAGAGAACCCAGGGAAGAUCUGCCCUAAACCACUGGCUAUUCAGGCCAGAACUCUAUCUGGACUCAGUGUAGAGGAAGCAGGGGAUGUGAUUCAUAAGAGUGACACAACUUCAGGAUUCAUCUGCAGAAACAAGGACCAGUCUAAGGAUAAGAAGUGUAAUGAUUAUCGUGUUCGCUUCAGAUGUCCUUCGUCUUUCUGUGAUAGAAGAGUUUCCCGCCAGUCAUCCAGCCUCCCUGCAGUGUGCUGGACCAAGUGGUAUGACCGGGACGAUCCCAGUGGAACAGGGGACUGGGAACUUUUGAGUACCCUGAAGAAAGAAAACCCAGGACAAAUCUGUGACAGCCCUCUGCAGAUUGAGGCUGUUACCACUGACGACAUGACCCCAGCCGUCUCCACAGGGGAGAUCUUCUUCAGCUACAGCCCAAUUAAGGGAUUUGUUUGCCGCCAAGAGGACCAAAAAUCCCAUAAGUGCCGUGACUACAAAGUUCGAUUCAGAUGCCCAUGCAAAUGAUGACGCUCUGACUCCACAGCCGACGCAAGAAGCAUAAGAAGAGACAAUGCUCAAAUUUAUCUCACUGAAAUUUGUCUGAUUUUUCUUACAGUGCUUGAUGAGAGAAGUAUAACAGGCCUUUUUCACAGCAGACAUUUUGACUUAUACAAAAAGCAAAGAUGUUACAAGUAACAUUAACAACGGCUCUGUUUUAUUCAAGUGUCCCAGUGAAUCAUAACAGUGCGAGUGAGUGCGAGCCAGCAUGUGUGAUACCAGCCUAAGCAGCUAAAUGGAAUCCAUCCAUAGUUAACUGUAUUAUUUACGCCCGUGCUUUUCUCAACAUGACAAGCCAAAAUAUCCCCUGUAGGAAAAGGCCUAUUAUGUGCUUUAUCAGGCUAUCUUUUUAUUUCUAUUGAGUAUGAAAUCAUGGUGCUGUAUUGGUAAUUAAUCAACUGUAAGCGGCAAUAAAACCACUAAUAAACAGCAAA
Epinephelus fuscoguttatus (brown-marbled grouper) is the source of this 2458-nucleotide messenger RNA. RefSeq lists its product as uncharacterized. The record is from RefSeq and is a predicted model, not a curated record. NCBI's taxonomy places the organism in Eukaryota, Metazoa, Chordata, Actinopteri, Perciformes, Serranidae. The transcript has 17 exons. The coding region runs from base 114 to 1991 and encodes 625 amino acids.